UAUGAUUUGGCUUGUGUUAACUAAUUGGUAAAUGUACUAAAGUUUUCUCAACAGCACUCAUUAUUAAAAGCUUGUUUAGAAAUGAUAACCAAAUCUCAUCCUAAAUAUUUGAUGCUAGACUUGCCACAUUGUCACAUCAUUGUUUAUUUUAAAGUAACUUUUUCAUAGUUUCUCACUCUAAAGUGCAGAGUGACAAUAGACAUUAACCCUUAUAUUUCUUUUUUAUUUUUUUAUUUUUUUAUUUUAUUUGUUGGUAAAUGUUAAUAAUUAUCUAUGACCUAGCGAGAGCGACCCAUAAUAUUCGUAGAACCACCGGCUGGCUUUGAUCUUAUCCUUCAUCAUAUUGUAAUGGAGCAUGCGUAAUUCCUACCGUUGAUGUUGAUGUUGAUGUUGAUGUUGAUGUUGAGCAAUGAAUUUGGACAUACCCUGAAUAUAAAUAUCAUAUAAUAUGCAUGCAUGUUGCAAUUCCAAAGUAUUUGUGCCCACCCACCAAGUAUUAUUAUUAUUUAUUUUAAGGUCCAAUUUGACCACAGCUUUCACAGACAGGAUGAUAACAUUACCACCAAGAAACCAAACACAGCCCUACACCAACAAUAAUUUCACGAUGACCAAAUUUCAUGUGGUUUUCAUCUCAACCCCUGGCAUCGGAAACCUAGUCCCACUCGUCGAGUUCGCUCAGCUCCUAGGCAAUCAUGACCGUCGGUUCCACUCCACCAUCCUCAUCAUCAACAUGUCCCAACGGCCCAUUGUCAACACCUACAUCCAAUCUCGCGCUGCCACGUGCACGAACAUCCGCUUCCUCCACCUGCCUGCGGUGGACCCGCCUUCCCCUGAUCAGUACCAGUCCUCGAUGGGUUACAUAUCCCUGCUCAUACAAAACCACAAAACCCACGUGAAGAGUGCCCUCACCAACCUCAUGUCAUCCGAGUCAGACGAGUUUAACUCGGGCCGAGUUGCUGGGCUUUUCGUGGACAUGUUUUGUACAUCCAUGAUUGAUGUUGCUAACGAGCUUGACAUUCCUUGUUACCUUUUUUUCGCUUCCCCAGCAACAUUUCUCAGCUUCAUGCUUCACCUUCCUACCUUGGAUGCCCAAAUCCCCAUUGAGUUUGGUGACUCGGAUACCGAGUUGAGCAUACCGGGUUUCGCUAACUCGGUGCCCCCACUCGUUUUGCCUACAGCGGUGCUGAAUAAGAAGGGGGAUGCGUACUCUUGGUAUUUAUCCCAUGCGCGGAGGUACACAGAAACAAAAGGUAUUGUCGUGAAUACGUUUGAGGAAUUAGAGCCACAUGCUCUUAGCUCAUUGGCUAUGAGUCUGCUGCCGCGAGUUUACCCGAUUGGGCCCGUUCUUGAUCUUAACGGGCCGGCCCAAUGGCAUGACCCAAACCGGUACGAAAGUGUCAUGAGAUGGCUCGACAACCAGCCCACAUCAUCGGUCGUGUUGUUAUGCUUUGGAAGCAUGGGGAGUCUUAGUGGGCCCCAAGUGAGGGAAAUAGCGUUCGGGCUUGAACGUGCCGGGUUUCAAUUCAUAUGGGCAUUGCGUGACCCACCCAAGUCCCAACUGGACCUCCCGAGUGACCCGGCGAGCGUCGACGACAUAUUACCAAAUGGUUUCUUGGAACGGACUUGUAAGUUGGGCUUGAUUUUUGGGUUGGUCCCACAAGCGAAGAUUUUGGCCCACCCAGCAAUUGGAGGGUUCGUAUCGCAUUGCGGUUGGAACUCGAUUUUGGAGAGCUUAUGGUACGGUGUACCGAUUGCCACGUGGCCAAUUUACGCGGAGCAACAAAUGAACGCCUUUGAGAUGGUGAAGGAAUUGGGAUUGGCAAUUGAGAUUCGGUUGGAUUAUAGGGAGGGUAGUGAUUUGGUGCUAGCGGAGGAGGUGGAGAGAAGCAUAAAGCACUUGAUGAACAGUGAUGAUGUGGUGAGGGCUAGGGUGAAGGAGAUGAGAGAGAAGAGUAGGAUGGUUUUGUUGGAGAAUGGAUCUUCAUACCAAGCAUUAGGAGCUUUAACUGAGAAAUUAGUGCCUAAGAUAUGAGGCAAAUAUAAAUUAUAUCAAUUGUUCCUCUAUGUAUUUUUGUUUUUUGUUAUCCACUGAUUGUUGAUGGAGAAUCUCACUAACAAGAGGAUUUAGGGGCACCCUAUAUCAUUUGUUCCUUUAAAA
Messenger RNA from Prunus persica (peach), 2158 nucleotides. RefSeq names its product anthocyanidin 3-O-glucosyltransferase 2. The transcript has a single exon. The record is from RefSeq and is a predicted model, not a curated record. Gene Ontology annotation, molecular function: UDP-glycosyltransferase activity. Bases 449 to 2032 code for a protein of 527 amino acids. NCBI's taxonomy places the organism in Eukaryota, Viridiplantae, Streptophyta, Magnoliopsida, Rosales, Rosaceae.